Acanthamoeba castellanii str. Neff is the source of this 1125-nucleotide messenger RNA. Its product is annotated as Fbox domain containing protein. The transcript is spliced from 5 exons. The record is from RefSeq and is a predicted model, not a curated record. The annotation marks the transcript as partial. Gene Ontology annotation, molecular function: protein binding. Lineage: Eukaryota; Discosea; Longamoebia; Acanthamoebidae.
UGGAGAGGCCUCCCACGGAGGCAACGGCUGCGCAAAAGCGAAAGGAAAGGCCAGUGGAGGAAGAGGACGCUAAGCUCGGGGACGGAGCACAAGAAAGCAGCUGCACCACCACAGGCAAGCGCGCCAGGAGAGGAACAAGAACGGAUGAAGAAGAAGCUCUGGCGACCCGCGUGGUGCCAUGGCCGGGGCUGGGGGCUGCUGGAGAGCCUGGACCCGGACACGGGCCUAUGUGUGCUCAGCUUCCUCGACACGGAGGACCUCGUGCGCCAGCGCGCCGUGAGCCGCCGCUGGGGCGACCUCGCCUCCGCCGACUGCCUGUGGAAGCCGCGCUUCCUCAGCCUCUACGGCCCGCCCUUCCUCAACGGCAAGGAGGAGGGGAAGGCGUGGUUCGGCCGCUACGCGGAGGUGAGUCGUGGAAUGCUGAGAAUGCCGCGCGACCAGGACGCCCGAUUCCCAAGCACGCUCACCGACUGGGAGUCGGUGUGGGAGGGGGACCCGGCCGCGGACGAGGACGAGGACGGCGAGUUCGAGAUCACGGACGCCCAGUUCAGCGUCGUGGCUCUGCCCCACCUGCACCACCAAUCCGAGGUGGGUUUGCGCCACCACCGCAUGGCCCUCCACUUGGCCUUCCUCCACACGAAUGGACACGUGCCCCGGCUGACCGACCGGGUGAGAAUCGGGACCACAACCAAGCACGCGACCAUCACCCUCGCCCGCUUCUGCUACGCCGUUUCUAACAAGAAGCGGAGUGAGUUGCUGGAGCAGCUGGGCCUCCCAAGCGUAGGGGACGAGAAGAAGGACGAGAUUUACCUCUCACCGGACGUGGGCGAAGAGUCCGAUUUCAAGCCGUUCGUGCGCCUCCGGAUUCCGCCCCCCGCUACCACCUUCGCGCCUGGCGAACGUCCCAUCUACAGCUUCGUUGACGAGCACGCCGAAACGUUUGGUCGACCUGACGACCUCGGAAUCGGUUAUCAGUUCGACAGCGAUAAGAGGCGAGGGUGGGCGCCGGGCUUCUUCAACGCGUCGUUCGCGUGGUACUCGUACGGGUGCUUCACCACCCUCCACAACACCGCGCGCCGAGAGAUCUUCGUGAUCAAGACCCGCGAGAGGAAGGCCAUUUGGUGA